Diversispora eburnea is the source of this 825-nucleotide messenger RNA. NCBI's taxonomy places the organism in Eukaryota, Fungi, Glomeromycota, Glomeromycetes, Diversisporales, Diversisporaceae. The record is from the annotation of a GenBank genome assembly.
AUGAGUUCUUAUUCAAGAGUCCCUCAUUCUGAAGACGACGUUCGGGAAGUCGAACUUCAAGUUCCCUCUUCAAAUGCCGAAGCCUCCUCAUCCAGUUCUUCGAAUACCAUCCUUUCAACACACAGUAAUGACGAAAUAAUAGAGUCUGAACUCACACCCAUGAUUAUUGAAGAAGUUAUUGAAGGAACUAAUGAAGUAGAAAACGAAACUGAGACAGAAAACGAUUCCAAUAACAAUUCCAAUAGUAGUGGCAGUACUAGAUUUUCUAUACUAAACAAAAUUAAGAAAAAGAUCAUGAAUCAAGCCGCUACUUUACCCUCAAGCACCGAUGGAGUAUUUGCAAACUUGUCAGCCAAACCUGACACACAAUCUGAUAAUGAAGAUAAAAAUCCACCGCCAUAUGAAACGGCUGCGGCAGAUGCAGCACCUCCAUACUUGGAAACAACUAUUAUUGCACCUGGAUUGUGUGGAGACGAAAUGCUUGUUGAGGGUUUACCUGUGGGAAAUUUUUUCAGUUUUGUAUGGAAUAUGCUUGUAUCCAUGAGUUUUCAAUUUGUUGGAUUUUUGCUUACAUAUCUUUUACAUACCACCCAUUCUGCCAAGAAUGGCUCCCGAGCUGGUUUGGGUAUUACAUUGGUGCAAUAUGGAUUUUAUCUUCGUGGUAGAUCACUGCAAGAGGAAGGUGGUUAUUAUAGUAGUUAUGGAGAUACAGAUAUGAGUGAUAAAGAAUUAUUGGCUCGUAGCGCAUGGUUAAGUAUUUCAGACUAUAUCCGGGUCAAAAGGUUGGAAUCAAUUAUGCGGUCAAAUCCUGAAGAGAAUGCAUGA